GCGGUGCCGGAAGAGCCCCGGGGGGGUGGGGCGUGUGCCCGGGAGCAUGGGCGCCUUCCUCCUCCUCCUCCUCCUCGUCCUGCCGCGGCCCGGCGGUGCGGGGCGGGGGGUGCCGGUUCCCGGGGGGUCCCUGGGGGUCCCGGAGGUGCCCGGGCCCCGCCGCCCCCCCCGGCUCCCGGUGUGCGGGAGCUGCCCGGGGCCGGUGCGGAACGGGUCCCUCGUCUCCCGGCUGGACCUGAGCGACUGUUCCCUGCGCAGCCCCCCCCCGGGGUUCCCCGAGGCCGCCGCCGCCGUCGUCGUGGACCUGACAGAGAACCCCCUGGCACCGCUCCCCAACGGCACCUUCCUGGGCUUCACCCGCCUGCAGCGCCUCGCGGUGCCGCUGGUGCUGGAGUGCCCGGGGGGGAGCAGUGCCUGGGAGGAGGUGACGACGCACGGGAGCAACCGGCUGUGCCAAGGCCAGAGGAACUCCUGCAACGGCUCCGGGGAGCUGGCCUGGCUGUGCCCUGAGAAUGCCGUUUGUGCACCGGACGGACCCGGCCUUGUCCAGUGCCUGUGCGACAGCCCCUUCCAUGGCUACAAGUGCCUGCGGCAGGGCACCUUCCCCGUUCUGCUCUUCUGCGGGAUCCUGGGCGGCGUCACCCUGUCCCUGUCCCUCCUGCUGUGGGGCACGCAGCGACGGAAAGCCAAGACCCCCUGAGCGGGGAGGGGGGGCGCAUCGGCGCUGCUGGGGGCAGGAGGAGGAUUGGGGGGGGCUCCGGGUGCUGGGGGGGUUCGUGCGCUGGGGUCUGGCUGGGCACGGCGCAGGAUGAGGAGGAAUAAAGCCCGCAGCGCCCUU
Tyto alba (common barn owl) is the source of this 838-nucleotide messenger RNA. RefSeq names its product all-trans retinoic acid induced differentiation factor (gene ATRAID). Gene Ontology annotation, cellular component: intracellular membrane-bounded organelle. The transcript is spliced from 6 exons. The record is from RefSeq and is a predicted model, not a curated record. Gene Ontology annotation, biological process: positive regulation of osteoblast differentiation. The coding region runs from base 47 to 700 and encodes 217 amino acids. NCBI's taxonomy places the organism in Eukaryota, Metazoa, Chordata, Aves, Strigiformes, Tytonidae.